Molecule: messenger RNA, 1020 nt
Organism: Apaloderma vittatum (bar-tailed trogon)
Lineage: Eukaryota; Metazoa; Chordata; Aves; Trogoniformes; Trogonidae
Gene: RAD51AP1
Product: RAD51 associated protein 1
Exons: 8
Biological process (GO): double-strand break repair via homologous recombination; interstrand cross-link repair
Molecular function (GO): single-stranded DNA binding; double-stranded DNA binding
Source: RefSeq, a predicted model, not a curated record
GUGUUAGGAAGUCAAGAUGCUCCAUCUGAAAGGAUUGAUAGUGUGUGAUUUUUCUGCCACAGGAACAAGAAAAUUGUUGAUUAUUCUCAGUUUGGGGAUCUGGAGGAUGAUGAUGAAGACUUUGCAUGUAUAGCUGCACCUUCAAGCAAAAAAUCCAGAACGCAGCUCAAGGACCCAAAGAAGGAGAAAAAGGAAAAGCAAAAAAAGCUGCAGAAAGAGUUGACUCUGUCACAAAAGCAGACACCUAGUAAAAGGAUAUCCUUGGAUGACAAACUUUAUCAAAGAGAUUUGGAAGUUGCCUUAGCCUUAUCCAUCAAAGAAAAAUCUAAAAAUAUCCUCGAGGUGCAAAAUUCAGAAGAACAAGGUAAGAAUAUUGAAUCAGAAAAUGUACAUAGGAAACCCCCUUUUACCAACUGCAGUGUAGACGGUGAACUUUUAGGUCUCAAUCAGGUUACGGAUGAUGACGUAGCUAGGGAUGAUGGUGGACAAAGGACAACAGCAUCUAACGUUUCAGCACCUUCGAAGUUAGUGACAGUUGUUAGUGAUGGUGGAGAGCAAGCUACUGACUCUGAGUCAGAGUCUGUUCCCAGUGAGGAAUCAGGAGAACAUUCAGAUUAUAGUGAAGGUGAUGACGAAGACUUUGCUAUGGAAAAGAAGAAAGCCAAAGGAAAUAAAAAGAAAACCAAACAAAAGAUGCCAGCUGAAAGAGUGAAGAGAACUCCCAAAUCCAAGAUUAAUACUACAGUAUCACCUGUAGUUUCUCCUUCACGGGUAAUGGAACAGAAAUCUGAGCCAGCACAAAAGAUGCUGUCCAGUUCUUCAGAACCAGUUGGGAGGCCUCUGCAUACAUCAAGUCCUGUAACAGAGAAGAAGCCUAAAUGGAUACCACCAGCUGCAUCAGGAAGCACUAAUAACUCUGUGAAGUACGUUUCGAUUAAGUCACCUACGCAGUGUCUUAGACUUGGCCUCUCCAGACUAGCAAGAGUCAAACCACUGCAUCCCAGUGCUACCAGCAGUUAA